Messenger RNA from Hevea brasiliensis (rubber tree), 1973 nucleotides. RefSeq names its product carboxyl-terminal-processing peptidase 1, chloroplastic. Lineage: Eukaryota; Viridiplantae; Streptophyta; Magnoliopsida; Malpighiales; Euphorbiaceae. Gene Ontology annotation, molecular function: serine-type peptidase activity; endopeptidase activity; protein binding. The record is from RefSeq and is a predicted model, not a curated record. Gene Ontology annotation, biological process: proteolysis. Bases 67 to 1497 code for a protein of 476 amino acids. The transcript is spliced from 12 exons.
ACAGCAAAAAAAAACCUCCAAACACUUUUGAACCAACCAACCAAACGGACAAAACCACUAACAAAGAUGAGGAUCUUGCUCUGCAAUUCCUCGUCUUCACUCCUCCUAUCAUCACCAUCUCCACCAACACCAACCCAUAAAUCCCCAAUUAUCCUCACUACCACCAACAAUUGGGCAAAGAAAACCUUGCUUGGAGCCUUCACCGGAGCUCUCUCUUUGAACCUUUUACUAUCUUCUCCAUUUUCAGUUGCAUCUGAAUCUCCGUCUUUACAACCACAAUCGCCUUCUUAUCCUUCUAAUUCUUUGACGGAGCAAUGCCGAGAAGAAGAGAAUAGGGAAGAGAUUACCGGACCUCAAUCGGUGACCAAUGACGGAAUUGUGGAGGAAGCUUGGCAGAUAGUCAAUGACAGCUUUCUCGAUGCUGGCCGCCAUAGCUGGACUCCUGAAUCUUGGCAGCAAAAAAGGGAAGAUAUUUUAAGCACUUCCAUUAAGAGUAGAUCGAAGGCUCAUGAUAUAAUUAGGAGGAUGCUAGCCAGCUUGGGUGACCCUUAUACACGCUUUAUUUCACCUGCUGAGUUCUCGAAGAUGGCAAGGUAUGACAUUACAGGUAUUGGGAUAAACCUUAGGGAAGUUCCAGAUGAGAGUGGAGGAGUGAAACUGAUGGUGCUAGGGCUCCUACUGGAUGGGCCCGCACAUACUGCUGGUGUAAGACAGGGGGAUGAAGUCUUAGCCGUUAAUGGAGAGGAUGUCAGUGGGAAAUCAGCAUUUGAAGUAUCAUCUUUGUUGCAAGGCCCACAUGAAACAUUUGUGACUAUUAAGGUGAAGCAUGGCAAUUGUGGGCCUAUUCAAUCUAUAGAAGUUCAGAGACAACUCAUUGCUCGCACACCAGUUUUUUACCGCUUGGAGCAAGUAGACAACGGCACUACUUCUGUUGGGUAUAUUCACCUUAAAGAGUUCAAUGCAUUAGCCAGAAAAGAUUUGGUAAUUGCAAUGAAACGACUUCAAGACAUGGGUGCCUCCUAUUUUGUUCUGGAUCUUAGAGAUAAUCUUGGUGGACUAGUGCAGGCUGGAAUUGAAAUUUCCAAGCUCUUUUUGAAUAAAGGGAACACGGUGAUUUAUACUGUUGGAAGGGAUCCUCAAUAUCAAAACACCAUAGUUGCUGAUGGUCAACCGUUGGUUACAUCUCCUGUUAUUGUUUUGGUGAACAAAAAAACUGCUAGUGCGAGUGAAAUUGUUGCCUCUGCACUUCAUGAUAACUGUAAAGCGGUACUUGUGGGGGAAAGAACUUAUGGCAAGGGUUUGAUUCAAUCUGUCUUUGAGCUUCCUGAUGGAUCUGGAGUGGUUGUGACUGUUGGGAAGUAUGUCACGCCGAAUCACAUGGACAUAAAUGGCAAUGGAAUAGAGCCUGAUUAUCAAAAUUUUCCAGCUUGGGCUGAUGUUACACGACAUCUCUCACAAUGCAAUAUGAAUCAACAAGGACAAAAGUCGCAAGGAUAAAGCUUCUUAUCUCUGUCUUAAAUAUUUAUGCAUAUUGAAGCAAAGCCAUGAUAUAAUCAGCUGCAGCACAAUUACUGUUGUGCUUGUAAAGAUAACAUACAAGUUGGAGGCGAGAAGCAUCUAAUUCAUGUGAACGGAAAAGCAUAUGAUGACUGUAGGCAUCUACUUCUUCUGCAUACUUUCCAACGGAGCUAACUUGCUUCACAACGAGAUUGGAAUAGUUUUACAAUUUGAAGUUGCACUUAACAAUGGAAAAUUUGUCUUCAGAAGAUGCAAAAAAUGAGUGACUAGGAGCAGUUGAAUCAGCUCUACCAUUUAUGAUGUUAGAGAACAAAUGAGUUUUUCAUUUCUUUCCUUGGCUUGCAAAUGUGAUUAGAAAUGGAAUUCUUCACUUUCUUAGAACCUGUGAUAGGUUAGGAUUUCACCAAAACGUCUUCAUUUGAAAAUGGAAAAGCGCAUGUGAGUCCUCUUUGUUU